AUGCUUGAUGAGGAUGCAACACAUGCCGAGCUGUGGGACUUUAUUGACACUAUUAUCGACGUUGUAAAAUCAGUAGGAGUUCAGCUUGAGAAGGACUAUACCCAGAUGGUUCUCAUAGAUGAUGAAAAUGCCCAGUUACGAGCAGCUGUAUUUGAGAAGGGGAAGAAGAAGAAAAUGGUAUAUAAUUGGGGCCAUGCUCGACAUCUCACCAAUGCAGAGUGCUUGAUACAGUUAGCAAAGGAGGAGUGGAGGCACAAGGCGAAGGACCUAUAUAAGGAGGUUAGAAAGGCUCAUCAGACUCUUCAAAAGCGAAUGCAGUUGAAGGACAAGCAGGAGCAGGACAAAGAAAAGAAGAGACUAGCAGAGGGGAAAAAGCUGGAGUGGGAGCAGAGUAAAGCAGCAAAGCAGUUGGAGAAAGAAAAGAGCAAGCAAGAAAAACAAGCUGAGAAGGAGAAAAAACAGCAAGAGAAACAAGCCAAACCCAAACGUGGACAGAAUCGAGGUCAGCGAGUCCAAACCGGUGAACAAUUUGACUUCCCAGAUAGUAGCUCUGAAAAUUCUGCAACUCAAUCAUCAUCACUGGCACCACCACCCCGACCCAAGCCACAACCCCUUCCGCGGCCAGCUGCUAAUACAGUACCAGAAGACUCUGAGCUUGAAUCAAGUGACUCAGAGAAUGAAUAUGAGUUGGAGGACAUGGCAAUUGUUGAUAUAAUGGUGGAGCAGGAUGAGGAAGAAGGAGUAGAUGAUGAUGUGAAGCCUGAAAUCCAUGUCCUGGAGAUAAUCAAGCACUGUUGCAAGGCUGGUAUAUUGGAAUUCUGGGUUUCCUGGGCAGAUGGUGACAAAACUUGGGAACUAUUGAACAAUGUUGAAGAUCUGGAGGCAUUGGAUGCAUAUCUGAAGACUAAAAAAAUAUCUGACCUUACCAAUCUGUAG
This is a messenger RNA of Marasmius oreades (fairy-ring Marasmius), 936 nucleotides long. RefSeq lists its product as uncharacterized. The transcript is spliced from 2 exons. The record is from RefSeq and is a predicted model, not a curated record. Bases 1 to 936 code for a protein of 311 amino acids. Lineage: Eukaryota; Fungi; Basidiomycota; Agaricomycetes; Agaricales; Marasmiaceae.